Molecule: messenger RNA, 1708 nt
Organism: Mercenaria mercenaria
Lineage: Eukaryota; Metazoa; Mollusca; Bivalvia; Venerida; Veneridae
Exons: 2
Coding region: 179-1336 (385 amino acids)
Molecular function (GO): oxidoreductase activity
Source: RefSeq, a predicted model, not a curated record
CAGGCAAUGGUAAUAAGGUAAAUAAAUAUUUGUUAUCUAUUGACCCGCUUUAGAUGUUAUGUCUGACUCAUUUUCUGUUCAGCUAGCAUCACGAAACGUAAUGUUAAUGGUUUAUGUAUGAAGCAGGUUUCACUUUCAUUCACGGCAUAUCUUAAGGAACAGAAGACGAGGUCACAGUAUGUCUGGUUCAGAUAUUGCAUCAGUAUUAGACAAAAAUUCAACAGAAAAGUUCUUCAUCGAAUACAAUGGCUUUUUAAGCAAUCACCUUACACAUGGUGUCAUAGCUCUGCACAGACUUGGAGUACCAAGCGAAAGGAUUGAGAGAUUCAUACAAUGGUACUCUCCGAAACUGGAGUCCACGACUUCUGACGUCAUUGAUGACAGGCCUGUCGAAGAACUUAAAGGAAAACGUGUUGCCUAUUACUCGAUACUGAAACAUUUCGAACAUUUGCUCAGAGAGAAGUACAAAACUGUCGAUGACCUGAUAAAAAACGAGUACCCGCAUGUUUCCAAUGGCCUUGCUGGAUCAGCAUUACAUGGAACUAUUCAUCUGGGGUAUGGUUAUUCCGUCAGGAAUGAGCGAAUUAUUUUGGAAGGUCUCGCCUACACAUUUCAUUCCUAUCGGCCAAUCGUAACUACGAAAUCAAAUGCAGAUCUUGCCGUAUUUGGUAGUGGAAAUGUCGAAAUAAUGGAUGUCCUGAGAAGUCUUCGUUUGAAUAAAGAACUUUUCAACAAGAUGAAAGAGGGAAUAAAAGAAGACCGAUGGAAACCGCUGAAAUUAGGAAACUUUCAGUUAAGUGUCUGUUAUUUGUUAACUGACCACGGAGAUUUACUCACCAACCUGGUUCUCUCCCUUGCAUUAGGACAGUAUGUACGUGCCAGCGACUCAUCCCUUGAUCCAGUAAAGCUAGGGAGAAGAAUUGUCUACUUGAGCGUGUUGGUAUAUGCGCUAGCUGAGGACAGAAAUAACUUCUUCCUUCUCCAUGGUGUCACGUGCGCUUGGGGACUUCAUCAGAUCAUGCCACUGCUAACAGCAGAAGACGGAAUAAAAGUCGUCAGAGAAUUUCUAACCGUUCUACUGGCGGUAUAUGUUGCAGAAGGAUCGCCAGAUAUGAACGUCCCGCUUUCAUUAGGCCAGUUCAAGGAUAAAGACUGGUCUCAACUUAUUGACAGAGCUGUUGAAGUUGAUAGGGACGAACAUUGUUAUAAACUGGUGCAAGUGUGUAACGAGAUGGCGAAGAACGCUGUAGAAAACGACGAGGAUCCAGACGUCUACGUACAAGCCGCAAAGUCUGCUAUAGAUUAUGAUUUGUAUUUGUUCAAAAUUUUUGGUUGAUAGGUCAUCAGACGACAUAGUGAAGCACAGCUAUACUAAGUUCAUAAGUGCCAGUUAGGUUAUUUGAAUAUCUUCGUGGGUCUGUAUGUAAUCAGUUGGCAGGGACUGCUUAGUCUGCCAUAUUAGGCGAAAAACAAAAGUAUAGACAAUGUUACAAACAUAUGUUUUCUUGAUCGAACUCACUGAUAAUACGUAUGUCUGAACAGUUACAAAUCUUUAUGUAUUAAUACUUCCGAAAUAUAUACAUUAUAGGGAUGAUGUGUGCAUGAACAUAUUGAUAUUGUUAUCUUUGUAUUAUAUGUAGAUUUCGUCUCAUUUUCGAGACAUGUAUAUCAAUAAAUUACUCGAGAAAAUAAAAUCUACCAGCACUAA